UGCCAUGUACAUGACGGGUUAAAUAACCCCAACUCGCCCAGCACAUCCACCCAAGACCUCCUCCAUCCCACGUUCCGACUUUCUGCAUCGUCGACCUGCCCCGCAGUCAAUCUCUACCACGCACACAACCCCUACUUACACCUACGGAGUACACUACAUACACCAUCAAUACCAGUAACCCCGCCCGUCUCGUCUCUGACGCAACACACACCGCCGCCUGCCCCCGAUUCUCCCGUCGUCGUACACGCGAUUGAACCCUGAGCGUCGCAUUCGAGACACUUUAAUGUCGUAUCCAGGCCAUUACGGCUACGGCGCCCAGCCGCAUGGCCAAGGCUACGGCCAGCAGUACCCUCCGCCUCCCCAGGCUGGCUACGGCGGAUCGCCAUACCCUCCUCAGGGUGGCCAAUAUCCUCCGCCCGCCGGCCCUCCUCCCGGUCAGUACGGUGCACCUCCGCCGCAGCAGGGCGGCUAUUACCAGCAACCCCCGCCCAGCCAGUAUCCUCCCCAGGGAGGAUACUACCCCCCUCCCGCCGGACCUCCCACGGGCCAAUAUCCACCGCCCACUGGUCCUCCUCCCGGCCAAUACGGCGCACCUCCCCCGAUUCCUCCCUCGCCCUACGGGCACUCGCCUGCGCCCGGAGGCUACGGCGCACCGCCGCCCGGCCCGCCACCCGGCCAGCAGUAUGGCGCUCCUCCUCCGCAGCACUAUGGACCUCCGACGCCCCCGUCGUUGGGCUACGGCCCGCCCCAGAUUAUCCAGUGGGACGGUUCGCCCGACGCCGCGGCCGCGCGGGCUGCGAUGAAGGGCUUCGGCACCGACGAGAAAGCACUGAUCCGAUGCCUGGCGACCAAGGAUCCCCUGCAGAUCGACGCCAUCAGGUCCGCCUACAACAGAAACUUCAAGCGCGAUCUCGAGCAGGACGUCAGGAAGGAGACGAGCAGCUGGUUCCAGAAAGGCUUGGUGUCCAUCGUGCGCGGUCCUCUUAGGUCCGACAUUUACAACCUAUACGAGGCGAUGGACGGGGUCGGCACCAAGGAGAGUGUCCUCAACGACGUCCUGCUCGGACGAUCCAACGCCGACAUGCAGGCCAUCAAGAGCGCGUACCAGCAGACCUUCAAGCGACGCCUGGAAGACGACGUCAAGGGCGAUCUCAGCAUGAAAACGGAGAGGCAUUUCCUAAUCGUCCUCGGCGCCAACAGGGCGGAGGACUCGGCGCCCGUCGUGCCACAGCAGGUUGACUCGGACGUCAUGGAGUUGUACAAGGCCACCGAGGGCAAGCUCGGCACCGACGAGAUGCUCGUCUGCAGCAUCCUCAGCACCCGCAACGACAACCAAAUCCGCGCCAUCAACCAGGCGUACGAGCAAAAGUUUCGCAGAAAACUCGAGGAUGUCAUCAAGAGGGAAUUUUCCGGCCACAUGGAGGACGCGCUCCUCUUCCAGCUCCGCCACGCCGUCGACAAGUACAUGCACGCCGCGCAGCUCCUCGAGGACUCGAUGGCGGGUCUCGGCACCAAGGACCACCUCCUCGUGGCGCGCGUUGUGCGGUUCCACUGGGACCAGAACUUCCUGGCCAAUGUCAAGGGCGCGUACCAGGCCAGGUACCAUCGCAGCCUGGCGAGCAGGAUCAAGGGCGAGACGAGCGGGGACUACGAGAGGUUGAUGCUCGCGUGCAUCGGCGAGAACAUUUGAGUGGACGGGCGCGCAGUUGAGGAAAAGGAAAAAAAAAAGACUGAAAUGAUACCCUGGGUUGGGACGGACUUUUGUCAUGAUGAUGCCUUGGGAACCGAUAAGGUGGAGUGGGGACUGGGCUCGGCUAGCUGGUCAUAGAGGCCAUAAAGGAAUUGGGAGCAUGACACUACCAAUUGAAAACAAAGAGCCUAUACGAAUAUAAUUACAGAGUUACAUGGUGAUUGCACGGAUAUUGAACGGCU
This is a messenger RNA of Colletotrichum navitas, 1932 nucleotides long. RefSeq lists its product as uncharacterized. The record is from RefSeq and is a predicted model, not a curated record. Gene Ontology annotation, molecular function: calcium ion binding; calcium-dependent phospholipid binding. The coding region runs from base 284 to 1690 and encodes 468 amino acids. The transcript has 3 exons. Lineage: Eukaryota; Fungi; Ascomycota; Sordariomycetes; Glomerellales; Glomerellaceae. Gene Ontology annotation, cellular component: cytoplasm.